Messenger RNA from Crotalus tigris (Tiger rattlesnake), 1842 nucleotides. Its product is annotated as phospholipase A2 inhibitor-like. The record is from RefSeq and is a predicted model, not a curated record. The transcript has 2 exons. Gene Ontology annotation, molecular function: protein binding. NCBI's taxonomy places the organism in Eukaryota, Metazoa, Chordata, Lepidosauria, Squamata, Viperidae. Bases 477 to 1469 code for a protein of 330 amino acids.
UUCCCAAUUUUGGUACCCUUCCAUUAAUCCUUUUUGGGGGGGGGGGGAACCCACAAAAAGUCACCCAUUUCUCCAUGAUGUGCUUUUUUCAGCUGAAAAUAGAAGCAAGCUGGGGCCUUGGCUUUCUUUGUUUGUUUGUUUUUCCCGUUUUUUCCAGGCAGUUUUCCAAAAGAGAUGAGGAAAUCGUUUCAAAAUUGCAGAGAAAUCUUCUUUUUGGGAAAGCACUUCGCGUAAAAGGAAAGUCAACAUUUACCUGGCCUUUGAGCGGAGGUUGAGCGCUGCAUGAAAAUUCAGCCAAGUUUUUUUCUCGUCGUAAUGCAAUCGGAGGAGGGGAAUGUUUACUAAUGUUUUUGAGAAGAUUUUGAGGACAGGAACUUCCUCCUGGCAAAGAUAUAUAAGACAGGUCCUGCUGAAUACGGCAUUCCAGAGAGAGAGAGAGACGCUGACAGAACCUGCGGUUUGGCAAAAGAUACAGGAUGAAGUCUUCGGCUCCGUCUCUCCUGUUUGCCUGCCUUGUGAUGUCCCUCAGCAGCUACACCCAGCAGGUCCCUCACUGCCUGCCCCUUCCUCCUUCCGAAAAAAGGGUGGUCUGCAAUUCUUUCUCUCUCCGUGAAUUUCCCACUGGCUUCCCCACUGAUACCCAGACGGUCUACGUUCAGUUCACCCAGCUCUCCAGCCUUGGUUCGGAGGCCCUCCAGGGUCUCCCAAACUUACAGGGGCUUCAUCUGACGGACAACCGGCUGAAGACCCUUCCGGGUGGCCUCUUCCGUAACCUCCCCCAACUGCACACCCUGGAUCUCUCCAGAAAUCUCCUCAAAGAUCUACCUCCGCAGAUCUUCACCCAGGCAAUUAGCCUGGCCUACUUAUCCCUCAGCGAAAACCAGCUGGCUGAAUUGGACCCGUCCUGGUUCGAGACCCUGGAGGACCUCAAGAUCCUGUGCCUCGACCACAACAAGCUGAAGGAGAUCCCAGGUUCCGUCUUCCAGAAGCUGACGAUGCUCCUCUCCCUGGACCUGUCCUCCAAUCUCCUCCAUUGUCUGUCUCCGAAGUCGUUCAAAGGCCUUCCUUAUUUAAACGUUUUAAACCUGAAGAAUAACCCAAUCCGGUCCAUCGCCCCCAAGACUUUCCACGGGAAUUCCGGGCUGUGGGUGCUCAGCCUGAGGAACUGCGGCCUGACCCACGUUCCGGCUGGGCUCUUCCAACCAUUGAACCAUCUGGGACGAUUGGAUCUGUCCGCCAACGAAAUCACCGCCCUGGAGCCUUUGUUGCUCAAUGUGUCUUCUGAGCUCACUCUUGAUCUUUCCGGAAACCCGUGGGCUUGUGACUGCCGCAUGCAGGCUCUCUUAAACUGGGUGCAGGGAGGCGACGUUGAUUUGUUCUCCAAGGACGACGUCGUCUGUGCUUUCCCCAAAAGUUUGAAGGGCCAAGUUGCAACUUCACUUAACGGAACCAAACUGUGUCCCUGCUAAAGCUUCAGGACGGGUCUUUUUCCAACCCGCUCAGCUGGUAUGCUUUAAGACCGUUGGACUUCAGUUCCCAGAAUCCCCCAGCCAUCGUGUAUGACUUCAGCUCCCAGAAUUCCCAAGCCAGCAUACUUUAAGACGGUUGGACUUCUGUUCCCAGAAUCCCCCAGCCAUCAUGUAUGACUUCAACUCCCAGAAUUCCCAAGCCAGUAUACUUAAGACGGUUGGACAUCUGUUCCCAGAAUCCCCCAGCCAUCAUGCAUGACUUCAGCUCCCAGAAUUCUCUAGCCAGCAUGCUUUAAGACGGGUGGACUUCAGUUCCUAGAAUCCCCCAGCCAUCAUGUAUGACUUCAGCUCCCAGAAUUCUCUAGCCAGCAUG